This is a messenger RNA of Cryptococcus amylolentus CBS 6039, 917 nucleotides long. RefSeq lists its product as hypothetical. Bases 69 to 863 code for a protein of 264 amino acids. Gene Ontology annotation, biological process: N-terminal peptidyl-methionine acetylation. Gene Ontology annotation, molecular function: protein-N-terminal amino-acid acetyltransferase activity. The transcript is spliced from 5 exons. The record is from RefSeq and is a predicted model, not a curated record. Gene Ontology annotation, cellular component: NatB complex. NCBI's taxonomy places the organism in Eukaryota, Fungi, Basidiomycota, Tremellomycetes, Tremellales, Cryptococcaceae.
CUUUCAUCUCACCAAAUAACAAAAACCCCUUACCCCCACCCAUUGCAAACGCCCCGAACCAUAUAAAGAUGUCUGUAAUCCGCCCAUUCGACCCCACCGACGUUCUACGCUUUAACAAUAUCAACCAAGACCCCUGGACAGCUACUUACCACAAUGGCUAUUACGCUACCUACGCGCUCCAAUGGCCAGACUGGUGCGUCUCUGUAGAAGACGCAUACGACCCAUCCCUCAAAGCCUACAUGAUCGCGAAGAACGAACCGCCUGCACCCGAUCCCCAACAUCACGGCCACCUCACAGCGCUUUCCAUCACCCCUUCUCAUCGCGGUCUUGGACUUGCGAGGGUGCUUAUGGAUAUAUUGGAGAGGCUGUCGGCGCCGGGGGAGAUGGCGGGGCCUUGUGAUCAUGGGCAUGGGCACGAUCACGGGAAUGAGCAUGUGCACGAGCACCAUGACCAUGAAGGGGAUUGCGGGCAUGACCACUCCCAUUCCCACUCCCACGAACAAGAAGAACACCACCACGAAAUGAUCCCCAUUAACGCCGGCAAAGAUUCCGUCGACGCCUAUUUCGUGGACCUCUUUGUGCGAUGUAACAAUAAGCGGGCGACGGAGAUGUACGAGAAGAUGGGGUAUAGUGUUUAUCGGAGAGUUGUCGACUAUUAUCAAGGGAUGGAAGGCGUUGGGUCGAAUAGAGAUGAAUUAGACGGGUUCGGUACGUCUCUCAUCUCUCCCACCUCUAUCCGUCAUGAUAUCGACGCUGACUACUUUUCAGAUAUGAGGAAAUCAAUGCCCAAAGAUAUCAACAAUCGCUACACAAGACCGAACGGCAGAGAUAUUCUAGUAUCCCCGGAUCAGGUCUGGUCAUAAUCACAUAUUGACAAAUGCAUGUUGUACGAGUACAGUACAACAGUAUCAUCCUUA